AGCAACGUGUGACUGCCUCACAACUAGCCGCAAAGCGCAAAAAGUAGGGGCAGCCUCGAGUGCCUCCAGCUGCAGGGUGAACUCGCACUGUCCGCAGCCAGUCCCAGGCCCGAGUCAGGCCUGCGCCUCCGGACUUCCUCCGCGCGGUCCCGCCCCUUGCCCCGGAAGCACUGGCUGCAGGCGGAGGUUUCUGGGUUUCUUCGCUAGACGCACUUCCUUUUUGUCCGACAUCUUAGCGAGGCGAGGUGGUACCAGUUGCUCUCCUGGCUUCGCUAUGCCGCCCAAGGAUGACAAGAAGAAGAAAGAUGCCGGAAAGUCGGCCAAGAAAGACAAAGACCCAGUGAACAAAUCUGGGGGCAAGGCCAAAAAGAAGAAGUGGUCCAAAGGCAAAGUUCGGGACAAGCUCAAUAACCUAGUCUUGUUUGACAAAGCAACAUAUGACAAACUCUGUAAAGAAGUUCCCAACUAUAAGCUUAUAACUCCAGCUGUUGUCUCUGAGAGACUGAAGAUUCGUGGCUCCCUGGCCAGGGCAGCCCUGCAGGAGCUGCUUAGUAAAGGACUUAUUAAACUGGUUUCAAAGCACAGAGCUCAAGUAAUUUACACCAGAAAUACCAAGGGUGGAGAUGCUCCAGCUGCAGGUGAAGAUGCAUGAACAGGUCCCACCAGCUGUAUAUUUUGAAAAAUAAAACUUUAUUAAAUCAAAUAA
Messenger RNA from Mesoplodon densirostris (Blainville's beaked whale), 706 nucleotides. RefSeq names its product ribosomal protein S25 (gene RPS25). The transcript has 5 exons. The coding region runs from base 275 to 652 and encodes 125 amino acids. Gene Ontology annotation, molecular function: structural constituent of ribosome. Gene Ontology annotation, cellular component: cytosolic small ribosomal subunit. The record is from RefSeq and is a predicted model, not a curated record. Lineage: Eukaryota; Metazoa; Chordata; Mammalia; Artiodactyla; Ziphiidae.